AUGCUUGCCAAGGCAGCUGCUGGUGCCUCGGCUCCUACAUUACGAGGAUCGGUUUACCUCGACUCUCACGACGUGAAGAUAAUACAAUAUAAGGCGGCCAUUUACAAACUAGGGGAGAUGACUAGACUGCUCAAUAUUUUGGAGAAAAACCUCGAGAGGACUGGCUCUAGUAAGAUAAUACCACUAGUGAAUUAUAUGUUGUCCUUAUGUGAGGGUCCACUGUUCAACGUGCAUCCCAUUUUGAGAAAGAGAUAUCAACUGCUUUGCGAAUUCAAGGCCUGCAAAGUGACUCCGAUUCUUCCAGCAUUAAGCACAUCACAAAUUGAUCUUAAAUUGGAAUUUCCGCCCUUUAUCAGGGAUCGAGAGUCUCUCAGAAGUAAGAUUUAUGAUGAUGAACUCCAGUGGAAGCUAUUAGGGUGCCUACAAAAGGUGCUCGCCAACUGCACAACGAUAUACGAGAGAAGACUGAGACAAAUACAGCUUGAGCGGAAUGCAAUGAGACCUGCGGAUACUUCAGGAAGGUCUAUUCCUUUAGAUCUGAAUGCUGUUGAAGAUCUUCUCAGACCACAGGAGUUGUCGUUAUCUUUAGAUCUGGCCGUUCUGAUCAAUGACGCAGAACAAGACACAACAACCCGCUCACUGCUGAAACUGCAAACGCAGGUACUGGCCAAGUUCGCUCUAUGUCUGCAAAGCAAAGUCCUGCCCGUCAUCAGAGGCUACUAUAACCAACUGCAUACUUUCUGUGCUUCCAGAGGUAUAUCAGCAGCCGCGGUUAAAGAAUUACAAUACUGGCAAUACUCACUUCACAGAAUUUACGCGUUGAUGCUGAGGGCCCUAUACAUCUUCGACGUCAUGAUGAGUUUGACUACACAAAUCUACUUCCCGAACCGAUCGUAUCUCAACGAUAUAAAGACUCGGCUCCUGAGUCAAAAUGUAUUCUCAUACCAGGAGGCUUUGCAAAGAGUUGAAGAGCUGUGCGACUCGUCUGAACACGCAGCGAUAGCUAAACUGGUUACAGCUCUGCUUGAUCUUUCUAAACAGAAUGUUGCUUACCAUGUGCAACCGGGGAAAAUCUUGGAACUAUACCAGAACUCUUUAUCUCAAGUGGUUCCCUUUUUAAGGACCAGUACACAGACCUUGAGCGAAUUUGCAGAAAUGUGGACAUACAUAGAAGGUAAUUUGGAGGCGCAAAACCUGAUCAAUGGAUAUGAGGCUUCACAGCUGCGUCGAAUGCUGGACGAACGAUUAGAGGCUGACAGGCUGACUCAUAUUGAAAGAAGAAAGGUGAAAUCCUCAAUCAAGGAGCCAGGAUCUCCGCUCAAAGGUAGCAGUACGCCAAAUUCCAGACACACGUUGAGGCGAAACCUGGUCGGAAAAUCGAACGGCUCCUCGAACUCAUCAGUGUCGUCCACUGGCCCAAGCUCACCCGGAACCAUGUCACCAUUGAGGAUGAGUAGGACAAAUUCGGUCGACGUGCAGUCCUCUAAUCCGUUGGGCUUUGCAUCACCGCAGGUCUCACGCCGAGGCUCCAUCGCUGAGAGCCGCUUACCAACCUCCAUAAACGCUUCGAAGGCAACUAUGGACCAAAAAAGUACACCACGUUCCCCCCUUGCAAACAGGAGAAUCAUGGGUAGACCUCGCUCUUCCUCAUUACAGUCUGCCCUCGAGAGCAACCGAAAGACGAGACAAGGCCCUGCUAGCCCAUCGCGCUCCAAUUCUUUGCAGGCCGACGCAACUGUUAACCAAAAGAUCAUCCAGGAAGCUGUAUCUAAAAGUUUCAAUGGAGCUGGAAAGGUAGGCUCACCUCUGAGCAAGGUGCAAACUAGGACGACGCUUAACCAUAGUCCAAGCCCGGAUGACAUCCGCUGUGAGUCUCCUGCAUCGGAGCUUGAGAAGCUGACCCUGAAUCCGGAAGACAAUCAAAAUAAAGAGGAUGACUUUGUACAGAUUACUGUGUCCUCUGACUACCCAUCGAUCGCUUCGAAGAGCAAUCUCUGUAUCAAGAAAGUACGAUUCAUUGGGGUCCCGCCGUUGGAUGAAAAGGAGGAUAAAAGCCCGAAACGGCGAGGUUGGUACAAAAAACCAGCAGUACUGCAUUAUCCACCUCCUCCACCGCAGUUCGCUGUCCAAAAAUACAAGAUGCGCCAGGAAGGAAUGGCCUUCAGGACCAGUCUACGGGAGGAAGACACGACCAAGAAGUCAAACCUACUACUGAAUUUGGAUAUUUCGCAGCCUAGGGAUUCAGCGACGCAAAAAAUCGCAUCCAAACUGCGUGAUAAACUUAGAUAG
Molecule: messenger RNA, 2289 nt
Organism: Torulaspora globosa
Lineage: Eukaryota; Fungi; Ascomycota; Saccharomycetes; Saccharomycetales; Saccharomycetaceae
Gene: GIP4
Product: protein phosphatase regulator GIP4
Exons: 1
Coding region: 1-2289 (762 amino acids)
Cellular component (GO): cytoplasm
Molecular function (GO): protein phosphatase 1 binding; protein phosphatase regulator activity
Source: RefSeq, a predicted model, not a curated record